AUGACUAGUACGGCGGAGAUCAAGUACGUGAGGAGUUGGUACACCCUCAUCAUUAUUUUGCAUAGGGAGAAACUCCCAUGUGAUGUAGUGCUCCGCACCGCUGCCGUGUUUUCCCCUCUGUUCUCUCUGCGUGAUGGACUCGACGCGUUGGAAUGUUUCCAGAGUCCCAGAAAUCCCAUUCGUUUCGACAGCGUUGUUCUUUUUGGUCGUAACAUCCGUGGAAGCACCAAGUGCUUUCUUGAUUCCGUCUACACUAACUACUACUUAAGUGUGCGGAUCAACAAACUGGAUCUGAAGGGGAACUGCCCUAGCUUUUCUAUUUCGGAGUACUCCACUCUGAGGCUCAAUGAGAUUCCUGAAUCGGAAAACUUCCCUUCUCUCAAUGUUUACCAACCCAGUGAUGAUAAUCAACUACGGCAUUUGAUUGACCUUGACCUUAUAAUGAGUGGUAGCACGCCUACAGUGGCCCUAGUAGUAAUCACCAGUCGAUCAGGAGGGGCUGGGCGAGAACGUGACCUCGGGAAGAGCCAUGAAAGUGGGAGUCUCCAGACAAUCUGUACUUUCCAGUUCAAGGCUACGUGUAACACAGAUGCCGGGUCCGUCAACACGGUAGUCCAGACCUCAAUGCCGGGUCGGAAGUUGAUGGUGCAGUUUGAUCCGGCCGAUUUUGACAAUACGAACAGCUUUGAGAUUACCGUCACUCCAUUCUAUCUGGGGAACACAUUCAGCUGUCCAGCCGAGCACUUCCGGUGUUUCAACUCACGCGAUCAUUGCAUUCCAGAUAGCAUAACUUGUGAUGGUGUUGACAACUGCUUUGAUGCGUCUGACGAGUCAAACUAUCUAUGCACCGGUCGAAUCGGAAACUUGCCGUUACCGCUCUUUAUUAUUCUCGUCGUCGUGGCAGCUCUUUUCCUCGUAGGACUGAUUACUGGAUUGGCUAUUUAUCUUCGUAGGCGACAUUUCCAGAAGCGAAGCGAAAGACCCGAGUGCAUCGAUAUGAACAUAAUCCAGGGUCAGUCGGCAGCUCAAGAACCUCUGAUGCCUCCACCACCACCUCCAACGCAGACGCGCUGA
Messenger RNA from Echinococcus granulosus, 1074 nucleotides. RefSeq lists its product as hypothetical. The record is from RefSeq and is a predicted model, not a curated record. Gene Ontology annotation, molecular function: protein binding. Bases 1 to 1074 code for a protein of 357 amino acids. NCBI's taxonomy places the organism in Eukaryota, Metazoa, Platyhelminthes, Cestoda, Cyclophyllidea, Taeniidae. The transcript is spliced from 9 exons.